AAAAAUGGCAUAUCAAAUGGAACUCUCUACAAAAAAAGAUUUAUUGAGCACUUUGAAAAGGCACCAUUGUAUGUUACUCUUCUUACUUUCCUGGCUUUUGGAGUGGGAACAGUAUUUGGCUAUCUGCGAGAUUUUAUGAGAGCGUGGGGCCUAGAAAAACGUAACAUUGCUGAAGAAAGAGAAGAACAAAAAGAUUUUGUGCCACUUUAUCAAGAUUUUGAGAACUUUUACACAAGAAACCUCUAUAUGAGAAUACGGGAUAACUGGAAUCGUCCGAUUUGCAGUGUCCCAGGACCACAGUUUGACCUCAUGGAGCGUGUUACAGAUGAUUACAACUGGACAUUUAGGUUUACAGGAAGGACUAUCAAGAAUGUAAUCAAUAUGGGUUCCUAUAACUACCUCGGCUUUGCAGAAACAGAUGUUAAUGCUUUGAAAACUGUGGCUGUAGAGUUACAAAAAUAUGGGACAGGAAUCUGCAGUACCAGACAGGAAAUGGGUACCCUAGAUAAACAUGUAGAACUAGAGAAACUUGUGGCCAAGUUCCUUGGUGUGGAAGAUGCUAUGGUGUUCGGCAUGGGCUUUGCAACUAACUCAAUGAAUAUUCCAGCCCUUGUUGGGAAGGGGUGCCUCAUUUUAAGUGAUGAGCUGAACCAUACUUCUCUCGUUCUUGGUGCAAGACUUUCAGGUGCUACUAUUAGAAUCUUCAAGCAUAAUAAUAUGCAGAGCCUUGAGACGUUGCUGAGGGAUGCAAUAAUAUAUGGGCAGCCUCGAAGCCACAGAGCAUGGAGAAAAAUUAUCAUCCUCGUGGAGGGCAUUUACAG
Mesitornis unicolor (brown roatelo) is the source of this 821-nucleotide messenger RNA. Its product is annotated as serine palmitoyltransferase 3-like. The record is from RefSeq and is a predicted model, not a curated record. NCBI's taxonomy places the organism in Eukaryota, Metazoa, Chordata, Aves, Mesitornithiformes, Mesitornithidae. Gene Ontology annotation, molecular function: serine C-palmitoyltransferase activity; pyridoxal phosphate binding. The transcript is spliced from 6 exons. The annotation marks the transcript as partial. Gene Ontology annotation, cellular component: serine palmitoyltransferase complex. Gene Ontology annotation, biological process: ceramide biosynthetic process; sphingosine biosynthetic process.